AUGGCUAAAUCAAAGCAAAUUGAGAAGUCACAUAUGCCCUUUUAUUGUAUUACUUUACUGUUUUUGCAUGUUGAUCCAGCCUUUCAGCCUGCUCCAUCCGAGUUAAUCAAGUCUAUAAACAUCACCAAUUCUAUCUUCUCUAUUGAUAAUCCACCCUUAAUCAAUAUCAAAUGUUCACCAGAUCAAAUGACCCCACAAAUUAUUAGCUCAUCCAUUUCUGGACUAGUUGACGAAUUCGUUAAUCUCUCUAUUGAGUCUGAUCUCCAAACUGAAUUCCCUGAGUGUCUGGAUCAUACUAAAAGCAAAUAUAACUUUACUAGGAUGAUUUCUUCUCUUAAUUCCUCUCAGCGAGAAAAUUCAGUAGAUAAUUUGGCUUCCAGAUACGUGCAGAGUCGUGACUCAGAAUCGGGAGUGAAAGAGCAGAGGAAAGAUAUGGUUGAGUGUGAAAUCGAUAUGGACAAUAGUAUUACAUUAGCAAGAGAGAAAAAGGAGUGUAAAGAAAAGGAUUACUUGGUGGAAGGACUAUAUCCACUAAAACGAACUAGGUUAACAGAAGAUAACGCAAAAUAUAGAACCAAACCUAAAAGCUGCCGAAAAACAAUGGCUAGAAAGGAAAAAAAUGGGGCGGAAGACGUACCCGAUUUGGAUAUCUCCAAUAUGAGUAAUUCGCUUCAUUCAUGUUCUCCUUUAGAAGAAUUCGGAUUUAGAAUUUCACAUGAGUUCUUCGUUGCGGCUCAGGCUCUUUUUUGCAAAGAACUCAAUCAGAAAUCCUUAGAUCCUACUCCUAAAAGGAUUAGCCGAAAGUCCCAGUGGCUAAUUGGUAAACCUGCUGACAGCAUGAUUUAUGGAAAUAGGAGGAAGGUUCAUUUGGUGAGACCAGCCACUAAAAUAACUCCCCAGAGUUGGCUUCUCACGGACACUCGUAAGGCGGCAGUCCCAAUACCUUAUUCACUCACGGAAAUCCAGGCUCACGACGAGGCAGUUUGGCGCUCCGUAGAGGAUUGCCGCGACAGUCGGUUUUAUCAAUAA
Protopolystoma xenopodis is the source of this 1029-nucleotide messenger RNA. The record is from the annotation of a GenBank genome assembly. Lineage: Eukaryota; Metazoa; Platyhelminthes; Monogenea; Polystomatidea; Polystomatidae.